AUGGAGAAUCACAAGAUGGUAGCAUCGGUGUCUGUUAAGGAGGAGAUAGACAAUAACCUUGCGGUGCAGGAAGAGGAAGAUGUAGCAGAUGUGGGUUCCAGCAUGACCUUGGAAAGGGUCGCUGCAGCUAAGAAAUUCAUUGAGGACCAUUACAGGUCUCAGAUGAAACUCAUCCAACAACGCAAAGAGAGGCGUUUAGAGCUAGAACAGAAGUUAGCAUCUGCUCAUGUACCAGAAGAGGAACAGAUCAAUCAAUUGAAGGAUUUAGAGACCAAGGAAACUGAGUUUAUGCGGUUAAAAAGACACAAAAUAUGUGUUGAAGAUUUUGAACUUCUAACCAUUAUUGGGAGGGGAGCCUUUGGGGAGGUAACACUCUGUCGGGAAAAAACAUCAGGUAAUAUAUAUGCCAUGAAAAAGUUGAAAAAAUCUGAAAUGCUCAGCAGGGGACAGGUUGAGCAUGUUAGAGCUGAAAGGAAUGUACUUGCAGAAGUUGCCAGUGACUGCAUUGUGAAACUCUAUUACUCUUUUCAAGAUGAUGAACACUUAUAUCUCAUAAUGGAAUAUUUGCCCGGUGGUGAUAUAAUGACUUUGUUGAUGCGGGAAGAAACUUUGACUGAAACUGUGGCUAGAUUUUACAUUGCCCAGAGUGUUUUGGCCAUAGAAUCUAUUCAUAAACAUAACUACAUCCACAGAGAUAUAAAACCUGACAACCUUCUAUUGGACAAAAACGGUCACAUGAAGCUAUCAGAUUUUGGUCUGUGCAAGCCACUUGACUGCUCAAGCCUAUCAUCUAUUCAUGAAAUGCAGAUCCUCGAUGAUGGGAACUUAUAUGAUACCAUGGAUGUUGAUGGAGCCUUGCCAAAUGGCAGAAAUGGUAGGCGCUGGAAAAGUCCCUUGGAACAACUACAACAUUGGCAAAUUAAUAGGAGGAAGCUGGCAUUUUCCACUGUUGGAACUCCAGACUAUAUUGCCCCUGAAGUAUUACUGAAAAAGGGUUACAGUGUGGAGUGUGACUGGUGGUCUCUUGGUGCUAUACUGUAUGAAAUGCUAGUUGGAUAUCCUCCAUUUUACUCUGAUGAUCCUGUAACAACAUGCAGAAAGAUCGUGAACUGGAAAAAUCACUUGAAAUUUCCAGAGGAGGCCAGAUUGACACCUGAAGCCAAGGAUCUAAUAUGCAGGUUGCUUUGUGGUGUUUCACAUAGACUUGGCACUAAUGGAGCAGAUGAAAUUAAAGCUCAUCCUUGGUUCAGAGAUGUCGUAUGGGACAGGCUCUAUGAAACGGAGGCAGCAUUUAAACCACAAGUCUUUGGAGAGCUUGACACUCAGAAUUUUAUGAAAUUCGAUGAAGUUGAACAACCAAAACCAGCUAGAUCUGGAUCUGGACCCUUCAGAAAGAAACUCUUAACUUCUCAAGAUCUCAGUUUUGUUGGCUAUACAUAUAAGAACUUUGCUGCUGUCAAGGGGAUGCGUCAAUCUAAUGAUCCAGGUAGCAUGUCACCACAGCGAACAUCCAUUGACUCCACACACAGUGAUUCGGCGGUAAACUAUUCCAACUGAAUGGACAUCACAAAAUCAUAGAUGGUUGCAUCCUCUGGACUAACCCCUAGCACGAAAGCCUUUGUACUGAAGCGAUUAGUGGGAUGAUAUGUAAAAUACCUGCAUACUUGAGAAAGGAAGAUGAUGUGCGCUGUGGGUGACUCAGCUUGAUGAGAUGAACUGAAGCCUCAGACGGG
Vigna angularis (adzuki bean) is the source of this 1733-nucleotide messenger RNA. RefSeq lists its product as uncharacterized. Lineage: Eukaryota; Viridiplantae; Streptophyta; Magnoliopsida; Fabales; Fabaceae. Gene Ontology annotation, biological process: peptidyl-serine phosphorylation; intracellular signal transduction. The record is from RefSeq and is a predicted model, not a curated record. Bases 1 to 1557 code for a protein of 518 amino acids. Gene Ontology annotation, molecular function: protein serine/threonine kinase activity; ATP binding. The transcript has 14 exons.